Messenger RNA from Mesoplodon densirostris (Blainville's beaked whale), 2022 nucleotides. RefSeq names its product coiled-coil domain containing 68 (gene CCDC68). The coding region runs from base 294 to 1301 and encodes 335 amino acids. Gene Ontology annotation, cellular component: intracellular anatomical structure. The record is from RefSeq and is a predicted model, not a curated record. Lineage: Eukaryota; Metazoa; Chordata; Mammalia; Artiodactyla; Ziphiidae. Gene Ontology annotation, biological process: intracellular signal transduction. The transcript is spliced from 12 exons.
CCAAGCCCGGCCGGGCCGCCCCGGCCUGAGGUCCAAGCAGCGGGGUGGAGCAGCGCCUGGACCCUGCUCUCGCUGAGCACCCUCCAAGGUAGGCGAGCCCCGGCGAUCUGCGGGCAGGUGAACCCUCCCGCCCCCCAGUCAAAUGUCAAUUACAGGAAUCCAUCUUCAUCCUUCUCAUCUUUUGGAAAUUGGAGUGGACAUGCUCCCUGUGUUGUGUCUGUUCACCAACAGCAAGAAAGCUCGCUCAAGCACUGCGCUCUAAACUUCUUCUAAUUAUUUUGCUGGGCUUCACAAUGACAGCAGUAACAGUGACCACGACAGUUCCCCUGAAGGGAAAGAUAGAAGAUAAUUCUGCCUCGUAUGAGUCCACAUCAGCUCACAUUAUUGAAGAAACCGAAUAUGUGAAAGAGAUUCGAACUACUCUGGAAAAGAUCCGAAAUCAAAUAUUUAAAGAUGAUGUAAGACAUAAUAGUACAAAUCACAAACAAGAUGCAAAGCACUGUCGACACGUUCAAAAUGGCUUUGACUCUGAAAUGGAUCCCUCUUGCUGCAGUUUGGAUCUGCUCAUGGAAAGGAUAAAAGGAAAAGACCUACAGCUCUUAGAAAUGAACAAAGAGAAUGAAGUGUUGAAAAUCAAGCUCGAAGCCUCCAGAGAAGCAGGAGCAGUGACUCUGAGAAAUGUGGCCCAGAGAUUAUUUGAAAACUAUCAAACACAGUCUAAAGAAGUUAGAAAGAAGCAUGAGGACAGUAGACACUUACUCCAGGUUAACACACUUGAAAAAGAACAGAAAUUGAAGCAACAUGUUGAAAAUCUGAAUCAAAUUGCUGAAAAGCUUGAAGAAAAACAUAAUCAAAUCACAGAACUGGAGAAUCUUGUACAGAGAAUGCAAAAGGAAAAGAGGACACUGCUAGAAAAAAAACUGUCUUUGGAAAACAAGCUGCUGCAUCUCAAAUCCAACGCUACGUAUGCUAAAAGUUGCCAGGAUCUUCAAAAGGAGAUAUCCCUCCUCCAGGAGCAGAUCUCUCAUCUGCAGUUUGUGAUUCACUCCCAGCAUCAGAACCUGCGCAGUGUCAUCCAGGAGAUGGAAGGCUUAAAAAAUAAUUUAAAAGAACAAGAUAAAAGAAUUGAAGAUCUGAAAGAAAAAGUUAACAUACUUGAAGCCCAGAACAAAGAACUAAAAACCAAGGUGGCACUUUGGUCUGAAAUUCCUAGGCCGAAGGUAUCCAAGGCCGUCUCUACAAGUGAAUUGAAGACUGAAGGCGUGACCCCAUAUUUGAUGUUGGUUAGGCUACGGAAAUGAGCCGCCUGGCUGAAGAACUGAGUGAGAAAGAUCACUACCUGCAUCUUAUUUACUCCUUGAAACACAGCCUAAAUUUACAUAUUAAAACUGCUCAAUGCCAGUAUUUAAUGGAAUAUAUUGUAUUAUAUUUAAUUUAUACAUCAAUAACUUUUCAGGAAGAUGACAUUUCAGAAAAUCAAACCAAUAUAUAUUCAAAGAAAGGAACUCUUUCUUCAAAACUUACUAAUGGAUGAAGAAACCAGAUGGUUUCCCACGAUGGAAGAUGAAUUUUUCUUUAAACUUAAAAAAAAACUGAAUUUUUUUUUUGGCAGAUUUUUGCUGAAGGAACUGGUUAAGGUUGUCAACUUUGAUCUUUUGAUAGUGGUUUUUAUGUACAGUCAUCCCUAGGUAUCCACAGGAGAUUGGUUCCAAGAGCCCCCUCAGGUACCAAAACCCAUUUGGAUGCUCAGUCCCAUAUAUAAAAUGGCAGAGUGCAGUUGGCCCUCUGUAUCCAUGGUUUCCACAUCCAUGGAUUCAACCAAUCGUCAGUGUGGAACCUGCAGGUACAGAGGUCUGACUGUACAUAAAUAUAAGGAAGAAUAUACAGGCAUGCUUCCUUUUACUGCACUUCACAGACUCUGUGGUUUGUUUGUUUUUUUUUUUACAAAUUGAAGGUUUGUGGCAACCUUGCAUUGUCAGAUGAUGGUUAGCAUUUUUUGGCAAUAAAGUGUUUUUAAAUUAA